GAACUUUUUUUCUCCUCCAUUUGAAAACGUGGACGUUACCAGCACUACUUCCUGAUUACAAUCAAUGCAAGUCAUCAGAAUCAGCUGGCACACAGCCUAGAGGGAUACCGCAGAUCUUGGCUGUGUUGCGGCGGGAUCAGCUGUCAUCUCGUCGCUGCUUCGCGUCGCUCCAUGCCUUCACCCUGCAGACGAGACCACCCACUUUUUCCCCCCAUUAUAGGUGCCCCGCUAAUUGCCUGACUGGAAAAGAAAGUUUUCCAGCGAGUGUCUCGUGAGCUGCCCCACUUGAUGCCUGACUAAAAAAAGAGGCCGUGGGGGGUGCUGGAGCCCAUCUCAGCUGCAUUCGGGCACAAGGCGGGGUACACCCUGGACAAGUCGCCACCUCAUCGCAGACCCCUGCCAAGCAUCAGCGCUAAUAGUCUGGCUGCGUCGUGAUGUCACAGCAACUGGAUGUACUUAUUUGGACAUUAGUUAAAGCUAUUAAUCAUAGGGGAGGAGCUCUGUGUGAGGCCCACUGAGUUUGAGGAAACACAAGAGAAGGUUUAAAUGUUUGCACCUCCAGAGGGGCCAGCACUUGUAAGCAGUGUCUCGCGGUGCACCCCAGCUGUGCAUGGUGCGUCCAAGAGGUUUUUGGUCAGGGCGAGGGCAGCUCGUCCCGCUGCGACCUAAAGACCAACCUGAUUGCAGCAGGCUGUGCUGCGGUGGAGUCCCCGCAUAGCAGAAUGCAAGUGAUAGAGGAUCGGCCCCUCACUAAAAAGGCGGCGGGGGCCACACAGGAUGUAACUCAGAUCAAGCCCCAGAAACUCCACAUCACCCUCAGACCCGAUGACGCCAAGCGCUUCACGGUAAAGGUACGGCAGGUAGAGGACUACCCCGUGGACCUCUACUACCUCAUGGAUCUCUCCUACUCCAUGAACGACGACCUGUACCGCCUGAGGACGCUAGGGAGAGGCUUGGCCGAGGCCAUGAACCGCGCCACCAGCAACCUCCGCAUGGGUUUUGGGGCCUUUGUGGACAAACCGCUGUCCCCUUACAUGUACAUUUCCCCUAAAGAGGCUGUCAAGAACCCUUGCUUCAGCAUCAACACCACCUGCCUGCCUCAGUUUGGCUACAAACACGUUCUGUCUUUAACGGAGAAAGUGAAUCGCUUCACAGAGGAAGUAAGGAAGCAGAUUGUAUCCAGGAACCGGGACGCACCGGAGGGAGGUUUUGAUGCCAUUCUCCAGGCCGCUGUCUGCAAGGAGCAGAUCGGCUGGCGUCCCGGCGCGUCCCACCUCCUCAUCUUUACCUCGGACGCCAAGACGCACGUGGCGCUGGACGGUCGCCUCGCCGGGAUCGUGCGGCCCAAUGACGGACGGUGCCACCUCAACUCGGACAACCUGUACAGCAUGUCUACCACCAUGGAUUACCCAUCCCUCGCACUCAUCACGGAGAAGAUGUCAGAGAACAACAUCAACCUCAUCUUUGCUGUCACCAACCCUGUGGUGCCAUUGUACCAGAACUACAGUGAGCUGAUUCCCGGUACCACUGUGGGAACGCUGUCCAAUGACUCUGGCAAUGUCAUUCAGCUCAUAUUGAAGGCCUACGCUAAAAUCCGCUCCAAGGUAGAGCUGGAGCUUCUGGGCGUCCCAGAGGAACUGUCGCUCUCUUUUAACGCCACAUGUUUGAAUGGAGAAGUCAUCCCAGGCCUCAAGUCUUGCUCGGGACUCAAGAUCGGAGACACGGUGUCUUUCAGUGUGGAGGCCCGAGCUCGAGCCUGCCCCAAACAGAAGAAGAAGACCUUCAUCAUCAAGCCGGUGGGCUUCAAGGACUCCCUCUCCAUCACUGUCACCUUCGAGUGCGACUGCAAGUGCCAGAACAGAGCGCAGCCCUUCAGCCCCAAGUGUCACCAGGGCAACGGCACCUUCGAGUGCGGUAUCUGCAUGUGCCAUCCGGGCCGCUUGGGGCCGCACUGCGAGUGUGCCGAGGGCGACUACGGCCCCGCGGAGCAGGACCGCUGCACGGAGCCCGGGGACGGGUCCCGGGGUAUCUGCAACGGGCGCGGGGACUGUGUGUGCGGUCAGUGCGUGUGCCACAGCAGUGACUUUGGAAAAGUGUGGGGGAAGAUGUGCGAGUGCGAUGACUUCAACUGUCUUCGUGACAAGGGGGAACUCUGCUCUGGCCACGGUGUCUGCAACUGCGGCUUCUGCCAGUGCGCUCCCGACUGGCAGGGGGAGAACUGCAACUGCUCCACGCGUACCGACACCUGCAUGUCCCACCUGGGCCUGCUGUGCAGUGGGAGGGGCCAGUGUGUGUGUGGAGCCUGCGAGUGCACCCAGCCCGGGGCCUACGGGGCCACCUGCGACAAAUGCCCCACCUGCCCUGACGCAUGCACCAUGAAAAAGGAGUGUGUGGAGUGUAAGCAUUUCAAGAGAGGCAAGCUGUUUGAAGAUAACACCUGCGCUCGCAUCUGCAAGGAUGACAUUGUGCUUGUGGAUGAAUUAGGUGGCCUGAAUGUUAAUUACAGGUACAUUAUGGAGGCCAGCCAACUGUCAUACAUAAAAGUGUUCCACGAUACAAACGCCGUUAACUGCACUUACAAGGACGAGGACGACUGCCUGGAGCGCUUCCAGUACUACGAGGACGCCAGCGGAAAGUCCAUCUUGUUUGUCGUCAUGGAGCCAGACUGCCCGAAAGGCCCGGACGUCUUGGUGGUGCUGCUCUCGGUGGCCGGGGCCAUCUUGUUCCUGGGCUUGGCGGCCCUGCUCAUCUGGAAGCUGCUGGUGACCAUUCACGACAGGCGAGAGUUCGCCAAAUUUGAGGAAGAGCGCGCUCGGGCCAAAUGGGACACGGGACACAAUCCUCUUUACAAAGGGGCCACCUCCACCUUCACAAACAUCACGUACAGAGGAAAAGACUGACCGGAUGAAACAAACUUUCUCUGUGUGGGGGAAAAUAAUCAUCAGAAUCAUGUGCAGGUCUCUACUGUCACAAAUGCAAUGAAUAAUAAUUAUUAUUGUUUGUAAAUAUGUAGAAAUUAUUUUGUGUUAAUCAGUGUUUUGUCAGCAAAUAUAAUCAUGGUUGUUGUCUCUACAGGCAAGCUACUGCCAUCUAUUGGGAACAAACUCUAACUGCAAUAGUAAGUUAAACUUGAUUGGCAUAUGAAAAAAAAUGUCCAACUAAGAGUUGAUUAAUUUAUAGUUUCAUAGAUAAUUUUACAGGAAACUCUACGUGUCGUAAAGUUUUUCGUAUGCUUUUAUUCGGAUGUAAUAUCAUACAAAUGCAAUGAAGUUAAAUUAAAUUCAAACAUUUUUAGUGCAUUAAAUAUUAGGAAUAAGUCAAGUUUAAGGACAUUUUGUGUACAUAAAUGUACAAGAGUAACAUAAUUGACUUUCCCAUAUCAAGAAUAUUUACCUCUACUUUUGAAGGAGGAGGUUUCGGCCAAAUUUGAUGUAGCGUUUCAGAAUAAAUAUGUUUUUUUUAACCUGUUUAAAAACUCUAACGUGUUAUGUUCAUUGGUGUUUGAGAAAAUAUGUCCAAAUUAAGAGUUGUUGAUUCAAAAUGUGUUAUCAGAAAAUUCAUAAAUAAUUUUAGAGGAAAUUGUUCGUUUAUUAAAGUUUUUUGUAUGCUUUUCUUUGAACUUUUAUCCGGAUGUAAUAUCAUUCAAACGUAAUGAAGUUCGAUUAAAUUCAAACAAAUAUAUUGUAUUAAAUUCCGGGACUAAGUAAAGUUUAAUUUAAUAUGUUUUGCACAUAAAUAUAUUAGUGUAACACAGUUGGCUUCCCAUACUAAUAAUAUUUACCUCUACUUGGAAAGAGGUUUCAUCCAAAUUUGAUGUAGCAUUUCAAAAUAAAAUCUCACUUUGUGAUUGUUUCUGCAUUUGAUUUCAGACAGAUUGUUUUAAUUACUCUGUUAUCAUUCAACCACGCACCUCUAGGAGUUUACUCCACCAUUCCAGGAUGUCACCGAAGACGUUUCAUCCAAAUCUGAUUCGGCCUUUCAAAAUAAAAUCUGUCUGAAAUUGGCAUUCAUGAAUGUUUUUCAGAUGUGUUUUAUUUUUAAUUGCCCUGUUAUAACUCAACCAUUGCGCAUCUGUGACUUAUUAUUGACACCAAUAGGCUUGUUAAUAGAUGUAUAUUACACCUCCUUUGUUAUAGUACAUGGGACAAUGCACAUUAAUGGAGAUAUAAAAUGUUAAUGUGCCAGAUUGUUGCCAAAGGCAAAUUUUUCAUGCUCAUUUUUUUUGUUUUUAUCUGCCACACGUAGAAAGCCGGUCCGUGAAAAUAAUGCAUACAUUAAACUGGUCCCUGGUGGAAAAAAGGUUGGGGAACACUGAUUUAGUUGACAUUCCUAGGAUGUCACAGAGGAAGUUUCAUCCAAAUCUCAUUCAGCAUUUCAGAAUAAAAGCCUCUGGGAUGUGCACUUGUAACUUGACAAAGGUUGUGGAACCCUGAUUUAGUUGCCAUUCCUAGGAUGUCACCGAGGAAGUUUCGUCCAAAUCUUAUUCAGCAUUUCAGAAUAAAAGCUUUUCGGAUGUGCACUUGUGACUUGACAAAGGUGGAAAGCCUGACUUGGUCACAUUCCCAGGAUGUCGCCGAGGACGUUUCAUCCAAAUCUCAUUCAGCAUUUCAGAAUAAAAGUAUCUGGGAUGUGCACUUGUGACUUGACAAAGGUUGGGGAACCCUGAUUUAGUCAAC
This is a messenger RNA of Nerophis lumbriciformis (worm pipefish), 4676 nucleotides long. RefSeq names its product integrin beta-3-like. Gene Ontology annotation, molecular function: integrin binding; fibronectin binding; fibrinogen binding. Gene Ontology annotation, biological process: cell migration; platelet aggregation; integrin-mediated signaling pathway. The record is from RefSeq and is a predicted model, not a curated record. Lineage: Eukaryota; Metazoa; Chordata; Actinopteri; Syngnathiformes; Syngnathidae. Gene Ontology annotation, cellular component: cell surface; integrin complex; synapse.